AUGUACAUUACUACUGGAAAAGUAGAAUGCUUAAAAUGUGGAGAAGGAAACCCAAUUGAGGGAGAUUGCCCAGAACGACCAAUUGUUCUUAAUUGCACUAAGUAUUCAACAGCUGGGAAUUGUGUUGAAUGUAAAGAAGGAUAUUACUUAAAAGGUCAAACACUGAAAUCUCAAAAUUGUUUUCCAUGUAAUAUCCAUUGUAAAAAAUGUAGUUCAGAUAGUAAAUGCUUAUUAUGUGAAGAUGGAUAUAAAGUUGGGUUAUCAAAUUAUUGUGAAUUAGUUUCAUCAGAGGUAUGUCCAAAUUAUAUUAUGGGAAUGUGCAGAAAGUGUCAAGAUGGAAAAUAUAGUUCGGAUGAACAAAGUUGUAAUAAGUAUUGUUCAGAACUCCAUUCAGGGUGUGGAGUAUGUAGCACAAAUAAUGGAGAGUGUUCAGUUUGUGAUAUUAAUGAUGGAUAUAUGUUGUCUUCAGGACAGUGUGUUAAACAAUCAAGUGCCUCUAUUGUAUCACCAAAUGGUGUAGUUCAAUGUAAUGAUGGAUGGUUUAAUGAUGAUGGAACAUGCAAAGAAUGUUCCAAAAAUUUUGGUUCAGAAUGUACAAAAUGCACAGCAACAGAAUGUCUUAGUUGUAGUAAUUCAUAUAUUAUCAAUUCGAAUGGAAUUUGUAUUGAUAAAACAGAUUGUUCAUUAGAAAAAGAUUCAACUUGUUAUAAAUGUGUUUCUGGGAAAUAUUUUGAUGGUUCUAGUUGUGUUAAUUGUCCAUUAAAAUGUACAGAAUGUUAUAGUUCAACAAAUUGUAUUACAUGUGAGAAUGAUAGUUAUCUUGUAGAUGGAUUAUGUACUCAACAAAACCAGAAAAUCAUGUAUGAUAUCUGA
Entamoeba dispar SAW760 is the source of this 873-nucleotide messenger RNA. RefSeq lists its product as uncharacterized. NCBI's taxonomy places the organism in Eukaryota, Evosea, Mastigamoebida, Endamoebidae. The record is from RefSeq and is a predicted model, not a curated record. Bases 1 to 873 code for a protein of 290 amino acids. The transcript has a single exon.